UGUUUGAUGUGAGUCUCCCUCCAUGCCAGUCUCUCUCUCUCUCUCUCUCCUCCCUCUCUCUCUGUAUCCCUCUAUCACUCUCUCGGCUCGGACCGGACACACGCGAUGGACUCGGACGGCACUCAGAGCGGCUCGGAUUCCCCGCAUGACCCCUGCAAAAUGUUCAUCGGCGGUCUGAGUUGGCAGACUACUCAAGAGGGUCUGAAGGAUUAUUUCUGCAAAUUCGGUGAGGUGAAGGAGAGCAUGGUGAUGCGAGAUCCGGUUACAAAGCGCUCCAGGGGCUUUGGGUUUGUCACGUUUGCCGACCAGGCCGGUGUGGACAAAGUUCUGGCUCAAACCCGACACGAGCUCGACUCCAAAACGAUCGAUCCGAAGGUGGCGUUCCCUCGUCGAGCUCAGCCCAAGCUGGUGACGAGGACAAAGAAGAUCUUUGUGGGCGGAUUAUCAGUGAACACGACGAUCGACGACGUGAAGCAGUACUUCGACCAGUUUGGGAAGGUGGACGAUGCCAUGUUAAUGUUUGAUAAAACCACCAACAGACACAGAGGUUUCGGCUUCGUGACGUUCGAGAAUGAGGAUGUGGUGGAGAAGGUGUGUGAGAUCCACUUCCACGAGAUCAACAAUAAGAUGGUGGAGUGUAAAAAGGCUCAGCCGAAGGAAGUGAUGUCACCGGCGGGGUCCUCCAGGGGCCGAGCGAGGGUCAUGCCCUACGGCAUGGACGCCUUCAUGCUGGGGAUCGGCAUGCUGGGUUAUCCAGGAUUCCAGGCAGCAACAUACACUGGCCGCAGUUACACCUCUAUCACUCCAGGAUACACGUAUCAAUUCCCAGAAUUCCACUUAGAGAGGACCCCCCUCCUGACUUCACCCCACCCUCCCGAACUCACAGCGAUCCCUCUGACAGCGUAUAACCCGAUGGCGGCGGCGGCUGCAGCGGCUGUGGUUAGAGGCUCCGCCCCCUCUCGCUCUGCUGGCUUCCUGAGCACCAGCAGUCCUGGACCAAUGGCAGAGCUUUAUGGAACGGCCAGUCAGGAAUCGACAGUGAGCAGUUACAUCAGCGCUGCAAGCCCCGCCCCCAGCACCGGCUUCAGCCACAGCCUUGGGGGUCCUCUGAUCGCUACAGCGUUCACUAACGGCUACCACUGAGACUGCAGAUGAAUGGACGAGCCAAUCAUGCGCUUCCAUGGAGAAAAACUACACUAGUGUUUCCUGUGUUUCUCUUACAUCACUUCCUGUACUAACAUUGUCUCUGUCUCACUCUUAACAGAAGGACAUGUAAAUAUUUUAUUUCUGGUACGAAGGAAAAGCUUUCUCGCUUUUUAAAACUGCGGUUUUAUCUUUUAAGUACUUUCAUUCUUCCUGUUGAUUUUUUUUCCCGUUGUGUCCGACAUGCUGUUUACUUUUGUUCCAUGUUUUUUCAAGACACUGUAGGUUUAAAAUCGUAGCCUCAUCUUUUAAGAUGUCAAAACAUUGAUGGGAGCAAUAAUGUGUGUCCUGAGCAGGCAUGUGCUGAUGUUUAUUUUUUAAAUCACGGUAAUUCCUGGGUGAGAAAUCACACUUUUGUAACGAGCUCACUAUUCUCCAGUUUUAUAUGCUAAUUUUGCUAAUAAUGACAACAAACUAAAAUCAUCUCAGAAGUCCUGUCAGGUUCGCUCAUGUUAGCCGACUAGCUAGCACUAACACUGAACAUUCCAAACAUUUAUAAACUUCACCAAAAAUACUCAAAUUAUCAGUGAUUUCUAGAGAGCUAGUGUUAGCAGGAUAUUAGGAAUUUUCACGACAGUGAGUUCAGAAUUCCUCUCAGAAAUCCAGUCAGGUUAACUCACAUUAACUAGCUAGCUAGCAUUAGCAGUGACAAUUCUAAACAUUGAUGGAUAUGACAUUUCUCUUAACUUCUGUUGUCUUUUGUUGUCCAGUAAGCUAGCAUUAGUAGUGAUUGCUAGCUAGCUGAUGUUAAGAGUAAAUUCAUCAUACUAUGAACUAAAUAAUUUCCAUCAGUCAGAUUAUCUCACGUUAACUUACUAGCUUUAGCAGUGACUCAAGCAAUGAAUUGUCUCUCAAAGUCUUAAAGUCUUCUUGGGUUAGAUUUUGGUUGGCGAGUUAGCUAGCUAACAUCAUCAUGGAUGAGGAAACUAAUACUCUCAGAAAUGAAAGGCGAUGGUAUGUUUGUUUUCUAGCUAGCAUCUGUUAGCCGUGAAGAUGAAGGACAUUUUAAUGUAACUUUAAAGUUCCUCUCAUAAAUCCUAUCAGGUUAGCCCGUAAAACUCCGCACACAGGUGUUACCAUGGUGACCGGCACAUGCCUCGACCUGAACACUGUUUGAUUUCGUUUUUUUAAGGAUACAAUGCAUUUUUUUCAGAUGCUAAUUUUUCUACGGAAAAUAAAUAUUCGGAAGGAAUGUCAAAAAUGUAUAUUUUUGGUAGUUUUGCAACUGGAUUUUAUGAUAUUUGAUUGCGAUCAGAUGAACCGAGGACAUAUUUUUCAUGGAAUUCGAUCUUUUUUUGUCUUGUAAAGGAUUUUAAACGCUGUCUUUUGGAUCUUGUUGAGAUCAAAAUCAAUUCACUGUGGAAAACAUCUGUGAUGUGUGUGUGUGUGUGUGUGUGUGUGUGCGCAACAUGCGAUAAAAUCUUUGUACACUUAACACACUCUGUUUUCUUUAAAUUUAAUAUGUUGAACUUUUUUAACUUGUAAUGUUUAUCGUGUGUGUCAAGUAUGACAGGCUACUAAUAAUGCUGGAAGUGUGUGUGUGUGUGUGUGUGUGUGUGUGUGUGAGAUGUGAUUUAUAAUGUGAAUGUAAUGACUCUCACUGUAACACUAAACCUUGUCGUUAACGUCUCUGUGUUCAAGAUGGCCGACUGUUCAAAACCGUUCCCCUUAAACACCAUUAAUAUGAAGUAACGUGUUUUUGGGGGACAUUUGUUGAGUUUGUUUUAUUUUGUUUUUUGUUUUAUUUUGUUUUGUUUUUUGAAGACUGAUUUCAGUGACAUUAACUCCAGAUCUCUUCCAUCAUGUCUCCUGUCAAA
This is a messenger RNA of Neoarius graeffei (lesser salmon catfish), 3020 nucleotides long. RefSeq names its product musashi RNA binding protein 1b (gene msi1b). The coding region runs from base 106 to 1143 and encodes 345 amino acids. NCBI's taxonomy places the organism in Eukaryota, Metazoa, Chordata, Actinopteri, Siluriformes, Ariidae. Gene Ontology annotation, molecular function: RNA binding. The transcript has 15 exons. The record is from RefSeq and is a predicted model, not a curated record. Gene Ontology annotation, cellular component: cytoplasm.